Suillus bovinus is the source of this 1386-nucleotide messenger RNA. RefSeq names its product aspartic peptidase domain-containing protein. The transcript has 10 exons. The coding region runs from base 1 to 1386 and encodes 461 amino acids. Gene Ontology annotation, biological process: proteolysis. The record is from RefSeq and is a predicted model, not a curated record. NCBI's taxonomy places the organism in Eukaryota, Fungi, Basidiomycota, Agaricomycetes, Boletales, Suillaceae. Gene Ontology annotation, molecular function: aspartic-type endopeptidase activity.
AUGAUACCAUUACUUUUUCUUGCAUCCCUCUUGGCGCUACCUGCGGAUACAUUUGGAGCACCUACAAAUGUGGUUCCGGUUUCUGGUCAGGCCAUCUCCCUUUUAAGAAGGAAUGAACCUCGAGAUGUCACCGAACGGGGCGCUUUGGCGAGGAGUCAGAGGGACAAUUUGAUAGCAAAGUAUGGCGGCCUGACAAAACGGAGAAGAAGCGAAGGUUAUAACCUGAUCACUGAUCAGGGCUAUGAUUCCAGCUACUAUGGCUCAUUGGCUAUUGGCACCCCUGCGGUGUCGUUUGAUGUCAUAUUAGACACGGGCUCUUCCGAUCUCUGGGUCGCUAGUUCUUCCUGUGGCACUUCAUGCGGGUCGAUUGCUACAUACAACCCAUCAUCUUCAUCAACUUUCCAGAAUCUUUCUACGCCAUUCUCUAUAGUGUACGGCUCAGGUUCUGCGGAGGGCUAUGUUGCACAGGACACAGUGCAAAUGGCGGGAUUCUCCGUUUCCAGCCAAGGCUUUGCUGUUGUGGACGCGGUGUCGCAAAGUUUGCUGACAUCACCAGUCUCUGGCUUGCUUGGUCUGGCAUGGGAAACCCUAGCAACUUCAGGUCAGAUGCCCUUGUGGCAGAGUUUGGCGUCCAAUAGUGCUUGGGACUCAGCUCUCUUUGCUGUUCAACUCACUCGGUAUACAAAUGAUUCUAGCGCCCAGGAUCUUGAGCCCGGAGGAGUCAUUAAUAUGGGUUACACAAACAGUAGUUUGUACACCGGCUCAAUCGAUUACAUCGAUAUCCCCGGAACUCCCUCAUAUUGGUAUAUACCAUUGACUUCAAUGACUGUGCAAGGCAACUCAAUAACUAUUGCUUCAGGAACAACUGUUGCUAUUGAUACUGGCACGACCAACAUAGGUGGUCCGGCCAGCUCAAUUGAAGCAAUCUAUGCACAGAUUCCCAACUCACAGCCAGCCACAGGUGAAUGGGAAGGAUAUUACAGUUAUCCAUGCUCGACGACUGUAAACGUAGAGGUGUCGUUCGGUGGCAAUACCUGGUCGAUAAGCCCGGCAGAUUUUGCCUACACCCAAACCAGCUCAACAGAAUGCAUUGGCGCAUUCUUUGAAACAAGUACUGGUACUGGGAUUCCCUCUUGGAUCUUCGGCGAUGCUUUCCUGAAAAAUGUGUAUUCUGUCUUCCGCUACAACCCCGCUUCGAUUGGUUUCGCCAAUCUUUCAAGUGUUGCACUUGCUGAAAAUGGUGCGGGAGGCACUGUCCCUUCCGCAACCAUUGGUACAGUAUCUGCAGCAGUCACCAACACAAGUGAUGCCCCGCGUAGACAUGCACUGAGUGCAUCAUUGUCUACUCUUCUCUUCCUGGUCUUCUCAGCAGUGUUCCUCCUUUAA